AUGCAAUUAUUUAUUUGUAUAAGUGAUUAUUGGGAAAAGCGGACGUAUUACCAAUUACAGCCCGAAGAGAACAACAACAAAUCAUCAAAUGUGGAAAUAAAUGUUUUAACAAAAAAUGACAUUAGGAAGCAAAUAACAACAACUGCCUUAGCAGAACAACGAUGUAGGACAUUGAGGAGAUGCCGCAUCGAUAUAGAUGGCAUAGCGUUCUAUUAUUUGCUCAAAGAACUACUUCAUUUUAAGGAAUAUCGUAGAAUCUUGUGUUGCCAUCCAGCUUUAAAAGAUACUCAAUUGUUGUGGCUGCAAAUUGUACCACCGGCCAAGGAGAUUAUUGACUAUCGGUGGAACCGCAUGCUGGCCCGCAAAUUAUGGGAGAAAAUCGAAACAGAUUAUCUAAUGUCAUGGCUAUCCACAUUGGGUGGCGGCUAUUCAGCAUUGGGUGAACAAUUUUCUGAAUGUGCUCAAGUAGCUGGAAAAAUCUCCCGGAAACAGCUACGCAUCGGCAUCCAAUUGGGUGACCCAUUCCUGCAAUCACGUUGUUUACUCUACUACAGCAUAUCUUUAAUACAAAUUGGACGGUUACGAACUGCCAAAUAUAUAAUACGUUCCCAGUAUGCCUUUGCCCGGGCCAAUGAGGAAAUGGAUAGCCGUUUGGUAAAAAUGUGUAAAGGCAUUUGGCUGAGAUUACAAUAUGAAUAUGGUCUGCGAAUGAAAAAGAAAGGAAGAGCAAUUGCAUAGUG
Musca vetustissima is the source of this 740-nucleotide messenger RNA. RefSeq lists its product as uncharacterized. The record is from RefSeq and is a predicted model, not a curated record. The coding region runs from base 1 to 738 and encodes 245 amino acids. The transcript has 3 exons. Lineage: Eukaryota; Metazoa; Arthropoda; Insecta; Diptera; Muscidae.